Vitis vinifera (wine grape) is the source of this 1807-nucleotide messenger RNA. RefSeq lists its product as uncharacterized. The transcript has a single exon. The record is from RefSeq and is a predicted model, not a curated record. Bases 517 to 1596 code for a protein of 359 amino acids. Gene Ontology annotation, cellular component: cytoplasm. Lineage: Eukaryota; Viridiplantae; Streptophyta; Magnoliopsida; Vitales; Vitaceae. Gene Ontology annotation, molecular function: aldehyde-lyase activity.
AUGUUCUAUUACAACCUUCCCAUGCAGUUGAGAUGGAAGUAAAUUCCCAUGUCGCACGGAUUAUCUUCUCUACGAGGCCACAGGCUCAAAGUUAGGUUUGUAAUUGCUACCUUGAUUUGGAGACUGAAAUGGAGCCACUCAAACUAAAGCCAGUAUUCUCUCUUUCCUUACCCUUGUUCUCUUUAUUUUCUGAUCUGAUUACAACAUUUACCUCCAUUGUAGCCAUGCCCACAGGCCACCUCUCAUCAUCCACCACCAUCAUUUUAAUAUAAGCCCUCCGAAACCCAUCAAGAUGAUCAUCCACCAUUUUCAUAAAAUUUGGCAUUGGUUGAAAAACCCUUCAUUUUCAGGCUCUUAAUUCACAGCCAAAUUCAUUUGAGAAAAUGACAAACGACCGUAACCCAAAUGAUAAACGGCCUUAACCAAAUCCCAAUCCCAAUGUGAUCAGUGUUAUUACAGUAUUAUUUAUUGAUAAAUACCCUCAGUUGAAAAGAUAUCCUUCAAGGCUAAUGCGCCAUGGCUACGGUGACCUUCCCCCCUUCGUCUCUCUCAACCCCACCGAAACCCCACUUUCCUAAACCCUCCAAAACCCUAAUUCACCUUCCUUCUCCGAAGUUUUCUUUCUCAAAGCCAGCAUUCAACCUCAAAACCCUAAACCCCAUUCUCUCGCAAUCCCCAGCUCCACUCCGGCUUUCCAACACGACUUCUGAUCUCAUCGCCUACGACAAUUCGGUGCCGGUGCCGGUGCCGGUGCCUUCUCGAUCCCUGAAGUCUCGUCUCCACGAUGGCGAAACCCUUUAUGGCCUCUUCCUCCUCAGCUUCUCUCCCACUCUCGCUGAGAUCGCCGGCCUCGCUGGCUACGACUUCGUCGUCGUUGAUAUGGAGCACGGCCACGGAGGCGUCUCCGACGCCCUACCCUGCCUCCACGCCCUCGCCGCUACUCGGACUCCGGCAAUCAUUCGGCUCCCAGAGAGUUGUCCAACGUGGGCGAAAAAGGCCCUCGAUCUGGGUCCACAAGGGAUCAUGUUUCCGAUGAUCGACAGCCCUAAAUUGGCGAGGAAAGCCGUCUCGUACUGCCGGUUUCCACCGGCGGGGGUUCGUGGGUCGGCGCACACUGUCGUGAGGGCGUCGAGCUACGGCAUCGACGCUGGGUAUCUGAGCAAUUACGAGGAGGAGUUGUUGAUCAUGUGCCAGGUCGAGUCUGAAGAGGCUGUGAAGAAGAUCGAAGACAUCGCCGCCGUCGAUGGGGUCGACUGCAUCCAAAUGGGGCCCAUGGAUCUGAGCGCGAGUAUGGGAUAUUUGUGGGAUCCAGGGAACAAGAAGGUGAGAGAGAUGAUGAAGGUUGCAGAGAAGGGCGUGUUGGGGACGAAGAAAAAACCCAGGGAAGGCGCCUACUUGGCUGGCUUCGCUAUGCCGCAUGAUUCCCCAGAUGAUCUAAGGUCGCGAGGCUAUCACAUGGUUUCUGGUGCAGUCGAUGUGGGGUUGUUCAGGAGUGCUGCGGUCGAGGAUGUGAAGAAGUUCAAGAUGGGGUUGAAGGAGGCCUCUGACGAUGAGAAAGAGAAUGCUAAAGAAGAUGAGAAGUACUGGAGCGAGUAAUGGGAGAUACAGAAAUCGAAAAAUAAGUAAUUCUCUGUAAGUUCUUGCUAUGAUAAAAGCUCUGGAAAUGGGGAAAUAGGAAUUCUGAUCGGUCAAGUUUUUUCAGUAUGUAGAUGCAGGUGUAGGUUGCUUUGUUUCCCAAAACCUGGACAAACUACCAAAUCUUUGUGUGAUGUAAUGUUUUUGCGAAAUUGAAUCUGCUUUCACCAAA